This is a messenger RNA of Diospyros lotus (date-plum), 2666 nucleotides long. RefSeq names its product alkaline/neutral invertase A, mitochondrial-like. The transcript is spliced from 6 exons. The record is from RefSeq and is a predicted model, not a curated record. Lineage: Eukaryota; Viridiplantae; Streptophyta; Magnoliopsida; Ericales; Ebenaceae. Gene Ontology annotation, molecular function: sucrose alpha-glucosidase activity; endo-alpha-N-acetylgalactosaminidase activity. Bases 316 to 2343 code for a protein of 675 amino acids. Gene Ontology annotation, cellular component: mitochondrion. Gene Ontology annotation, biological process: sucrose catabolic process.
GGCUCCGACUCUCCACCUUACGCAAAUCUCUGUUCAUUCUCAUCGUCUCUUCUCUCCGUCAUCAACUGUAAGUAAUAGCAAUUACAAUCAGUUUAGUUUUUAUUCUAAUCUGCUCCUUAACUCGUAGUAAUCCCCUCGGAUUUAGCUAGAAAUUUAGUCUGUUGAUUCCGAUUUCAGGAAUAACAGAUCUGUGUACAUAUAAUUUAUGUAUACGCGCGCGCGCGCAAUUUACGUGUAUUGUCCAGUAAGCUAACUACAAAGAUACUGAAUUGAUUUGAUUAUUCUUGACAUACGGAAAGAAAAAGAAAAAAAAAAAUGAAUACGAGCGGUUGUCUCGGGAUUUCAACAAUGAAGCCCUGUUGUAGAAUUCUGGUUGGUUAUAGGAAUUCCUCUGUAUUUGGAUUUUCAUUUCGGAAGUGUAACCAUUUGAUUGAUGAUAAUUUGUCGAAAUCACAAUUCAAAGUGCGCAGUUCCAGUCGUGUUCGCCGUUGUAGAAGUAAGAUCUUAGGGUUUAGGCGUGUGAAUGAUCCGAAUCGGAAGGCUUUUUAUGUGUCUGAUUCGGUGUGGGGUCAAUCUAGGGCUUUUACCAGCUCCAGCAUUGAUAAAACCAAGCGUGUCUUAGUGAUAGCUAAUGUGGCGUCUGAUUUUAGGAACCAUUCAACUUCUGUAGAAAGCCAUAUUAAUCAGAAAGGAUUUGAGAGUAUUUACAUUCAGGGAGGCUUGAAUGUGAAGCCUCUGGUAGUUGAGAGGAUAGACAGGGGACCGGAUGUGGUGGAUGAAGAGUCUAGGGUAGAAGUAAAUGAGUCAAAGGUCAAUUUAGAUAAUUUAAAACGUUUGAAUGGAGAGGAGAUCUCAAUAUCUGAGAGGGAGGUGUCUGAGAUUGAAAAGGAAGCUUGGCAGUUGCUUCGAGGCGCUAUUGUGAACUACUGUGGAAAUCCUGUUGGGACUGUUGCAGCAAGUGAUCCUGCUGACAAGCAACCAUUAAACUAUGAUCAGGUGUUUAUUCGUGAUUUUGUCCCUUCAGCACUUGCAUUCUUGCUCAAUGGAGAAGGUGAGAUCGUCAAGAAUUUUCUACUCCACACUUUGCAGUUGCAGAGUUGGGAAAAGACAGUGGACUGCUACAGCCCUGGGCAGGGGUUGAUGCCAGCAAGUUUUAAAGUGAAAAGUGUACCUCUUGAUGGAACUGAUGGAGCCUAUGAGGAUGUCUUGGACCCAGAUUUUGGUGAAUCAGCCAUUGGACGUGUUGCACCUGUUGAUUCUGGGUUGUGGUGGAUUAUUUUGUUGAGAGCUUAUGGGAGGCUGACUGGGGACUAUACACUGCAAGAGAGGGUGGAUGUGCAGACAGGGAUAAGACUGAUCCUUAACUUAUGCUUAACAGAUGGGUUUGAUAUGUUCCCUUCUCUUUUAGUGACCGAUGGUUCCUGCAUGAUUGAUAGGCGGAUGGGAAUUCAUGGCCAUCCUCUUGAAAUCCAAGCUCUAUUCUACUCAGCUCUGCGUUGCUCCCGUGAGAUGCUUAUUGUCAAUGAUGGAACCAAGAACUUGGUGGCAGCAAUUAAUAAUCGUCUUAGCGCAUUGUCAUUUCAUAUCAGAGAGUACUAUUGGGUGGAUAUGAAGAAAAUAAAUGAAAUUUAUCGUUACAAGACAGAGGAGUACUCUACUGAUGCCAUCAAUAAGUUCAACAUCUAUCCCGACCAAAUUCCUUCUUGGCUGGUAGAUUGGAUUCCCGAGGAAGGUGGGUAUUUUAUUGGCAAUCUUCAACCUGGUCACAUGGAUUUUAGAGUCUUCAUGCUUGGAAAUCUUUGGUCCAUUGUUUCAUCUUUGGGUACCCCAAAUCAGAACGAGGGUAUUCUGAAUUUGAUUGAGGCCAAAUGGGAUGAUCUUGUGGCACAAAUGCCUCUAAAGAUAUGUUUCCCUGCCUUGGAGUAUGAGGAAUGGCGAAUAAUCACUGGAGGUGACCCAAAGAAUACCUCGUGGUCAUAUCACAAUGGUGGAUCCUGGCCGACUCUUUUAUGGCAGUUCACGUUGGCUUGCAUUAAGAUGAAGAAACCAGAAUUAGCAAGAAAGGCAAUAGACGUGGCUGAGAAGAGGCUCUCAGUAGAUCGGUGGCCUGAAUACUAUGACGCACAUAAUGGGAGAUUCAUAGGGAAGCAAUCUCGACUUUACCAGACAUGGACAAUCGCAGGGUUUCUGACCUCAAAGAUGCUAUUGGACAACCCUGAGAUGGCAUCCAUGCUGUUUUGGGAUGAAGACUACGAGCUUCUUGAGACUUGUGUUUGUGCACUUAGCAAAACUGGUCGAAAGAAAUGUUCGCCUGGUGUUGCCAAAAUUAAGAUCCAAGCUUAAGGGGAAUCCCGUUAUCUCUUUCCGCGUUUAUGAGCAGAAUUAUAACUACUAUAGAUUUAACACGGAGCAGCUGGCUUCUUUGUUGUGCAAAGAAGAAGAUGGAUAAUAACAGGAAAUGAAUGCUAUGUAUUUGUAACAGCAUAAGUAGGUCAUUGUUAGCUAGUAAAUCAUCUGACUGAUGCCAAAAGGUUGAUGAUGGCUGAUAUUUAGGAGAGCCAGCCUUCAACCUUUUUAUUUUUAUUUUUUUUACACAGCGUUGAAACGUUUCAGACAUUUUUUUACGUCUCUGUGGAGCGAAUAAUAAUGCAAGUGAACUUUCAUUA